Molecule: messenger RNA, 1278 nt
Organism: Drosophila bipectinata
Lineage: Eukaryota; Metazoa; Arthropoda; Insecta; Diptera; Drosophilidae
Biological process (GO): positive regulation of DNA-templated transcription
Cellular component (GO): nuclear body
Source: RefSeq, a predicted model, not a curated record
CAACAGAGGAUUUUCCGAAUUCUUCAAUCUGGUAGUCGGUCACGUACAAAAUGUUUUGCUUUUUUAACAACUUGUCGAAAACUUAAAAAUGAUCGGGCACAAACACCUCCGGUUGCGCUACUACACUUCCUUGGAGGAGGCUGUGCUGGUGCGACUGUGGCGCGAGCACCUGCACGAAAUUUCCUCGUACUCGGAGAACCUGGCAAUUUUUCGCGACAUUUCGUUUGGUCUCCAGCGAGUCGGCAUAAGGCUGAACAAGCAGGAGGUUCGGCGGCGCCUCAACUCUUACCGAAAUAAGUAUUUAAGCGAACGAAGCCGAUUAGACAGCAACCCAGAGUACAAAUCGGAUUGGCGCCUUUACCCAUUAAUCGACAGUUUGUUAAACCCCAGUCGACCUACCACAAUCGAGUGUAACCCUCGCAACGUUAUAGAGGCCGCCGCCGCCAAGGCCCGAGCUGAUUUGCCUGCCUUGCCGCCUAUUCAGUACCCACAGGGAGCUCCGAUAAAGUUCGAACGCAAUCCCGACGGAUGUGCCUUCCUGGAGCCAUCGGAGCUUACACCUGUGCUGAAAACGGAACCACCUAGCGUUCCUUGCGACUUUAUCAAGACUGAGGAGAAACCCACAGAGCUGGAACUAGCCACUGCGGUGGCUGGUUAUGCGACCCCAGCCUUCGAUAGUACAAACCGCAGAGCCCCUCUGGCGCCAGCCAACCAUCAACUAGCAGUAGCAGUGGAAGUCCAAACGGCGGCCACUGUCAACGGUCUUGGAGAGGCGUCCAAAAAAAAACGUGGACGGCGAAGCAUCAUGCCGCGAACUGGUCAGAUCACCAUGGCCAUGAUAGAAGGGCUGCGCAAAGAAAACGAAUCGCUCGAGGCGGAUAUCGAUACUAGCCGUCGGCUGCUUGAGCAAAAAGAAAAGCAGUUUGUGGUGAUACAGCAGAGCGUCUUGGCCUAUCUGGAUCACCAAGAAGCCAUGUUAUCGCAACUAUUGCGGCAUAAUAUUAAGAAUAGUUAAGUAGUUAUUACGCAAAGAUGACAGCUAAUGAGGGAAAAAGCUUUAAUGAGGGAUACUUAAGUUUGGGAGUGCCAUGAAACAGAAGCUGCUACAUACAUAGAUAUAAGUUAGAAGCAGAUCCCGAAGUGAAUCUCAGGGACCACUGCAUUUUUUGUUCCUUACCGACACAAGUCAAAUUUGUUAGAUUUAAGAAACCACGUGGAAACCGAAGAUAUUUUUAGUUCUUACUUUUCUAUAUGAAUAAAACUGAAGCAAACUGUUUA